GAGUGAAGUGAGAGGUAACAGGCAGAUCGUUAACAUGGUUGGUGGCGGAGGGAGGGAGAAAACUGGUGACUGGCCCGCCCACUCAUGCCCCCUUGCCUUAUAAAGAACCUCAAUUAUGGGAAAGACCCUCUAAGAGAGUUGAGCCAAGCACCCGGAACAGCACACUAAUAGCCGGGACGAGUGAGAGACAGAAAGAGGGUGUGAGAGAAAGAGAGAGAGAGUAUUAUAAGACGCUGCAUUCAUGGAUGAACAGGGAGAAGUAAAAAUGAAGAACCCAUGCCACAGGCCAGUGUUCAUCUUUCUGACUGUUAUUAUUUCCCUGGGAAUCAUUACCAUGGUGUCCAUUUCUGUCGUCCAGAACAAGCCUUUACUCAAGAAGUAUAAGUAUGGAAUAGUUCUGGAUGCUGGUUCCUCCCACACUUCAGUGUUCAUCUAUGAAUGGCCAGCAGAGAAGGAAAACAACACAGGCAUGGUACAGCAGAAACACACCUGCAACGUGAAAGGUAAAGGCAUCUCCAGUUAUUCAGUUAACCCACAAAAGGCUGGCACAUCCCUGCAGGAUUGUAUGGAGGAGGCCAAGAAGAUAAUACCUGCACACAGACACAGGGAAACUCCAGUAUAUCUGGGGGCCACAGCAGGCAUGCGAUUACUCAGGAUGGAGAAUGAAGUGGCCUCAGACAAGGUCCUUGAUUCAGUAGCACAUUCUCUGCAGACGUCCCCCUUCUCCUAUCAGGGAGCUCGUAUCAUUUCGGGCCAAGAGGAGGGAGCUUUCGGCUGGAUCACUGUUAAUUACCUCAGCGAAAACUUGAAAAAGGCCACUGGUACCCUUGGAGCUCUGGACCUUGGUGGGGCAUCUACUCAGAUAACCUUCGUUCCUAAGCAGGAAAUUGAAUCAAAUGACAAUUCAAUUGACUUUAGGCUGUACGGAAAUGAUUAUCGCCUAUACACCCACAGCUUUCUCUGUUAUGGGAAGGACCAGGUCCUUAAGCUUUCUAUGGCUGAGAAAUUAUGGUCAACACAUGCAGUUGAUAAGACAGACCCCGUUGAGUUAAUGGACCCUUGCUUCCACCCAGGAUAUAAGGUCAACAAGACAUUUCAGAGUCUCUUCGACACCCCCUGUAUAGACAAAUUGAAUACCCUGCCAAAUAAAACCUUAACCCAUGUGGGGUUGGGGGAUUGGUCAAAGUGCCAACAAUCAGUGAGAAAGGUUUUUAACACCAGCCUUUGUGAAUACUCAAGAUGCUCUUUCAAUGGUGUUUUCCAGCCUUCUGUAGAUGGAAACUUUGGGGCUUUUUCUGCUUUCUACUUUGUAAUGAACUAUUUGAAUCUGACCUCUGACACAUUAGACAAUACAAAGCAGAAACUGGCAAGCUACUGCUCCACCCCAUGGGAAAAGAUUGUAGAAAAUCAUCCCAAUAUAAAGCAGAAGUAUCUUUCCGAAUACUGCUUCUCAGGAACAUACAUUCUGACUCUUCUGGAAGAUGGAUACAAAUUUACCUCUAACAACUGGAAAGACAUCCGUUUCAUUAAGAAGAUAGGAGAAAGUGAUGCAGGCUGGACUUUGGGUUACAUGCUAAACCUAACCAACAUGAUCCCAGCUGAAGCUCCAGACACACCCCUGAUGCCUCACGGGGGAUACGUCAAAUUUAUGCUCCUCUUCUCACUUCUAAUAUUUGUUCUCUUGUUUCUGGCUUACAUGUACUUCCGUCAUUCCACUAGGACAGCCCAGAAAGACAUUAUUUAGCUCGACAAUGACAGGGCUAUUAUGCUGUGAUCUCUUAACAUUGAAUGUUUGGUAACACUUUACAAUAAGGUUCCAUUUGUUAACAUUACUUAACAUGAAGUAACUAUGAACAAUACUUUUACAGCAUUUACUAAUCUAGGUUAAUGUUAGUUUCAGCAUAUACUAAUACAUUUAAUUCAAAAUCAAAAGUUGUAUAUGUUAACAUAAGUCAUUGCCCUGUGAGCUAUAUUUACUAACAUUAAGAUUAAUAAAUGCUGUAAUAUAUAUUGUUCAUUGUUUGUUAAUGAUACCUUAUACAUUAACUAAUGUUAAUGAAUGGAACCUUAUGGUAAAGUGUUACCAAAUGUUUAUUUCCGCAGGAUGUAAUCUGUACGAUCCAAAAAAAUGUCUCAAUGCUGUUCUUAAGUUCUUGUGAAAAUCAGUCUUGUCUAACUAUCUUGAAAGAGCAAACUUGGAAGACAUGAGGACGUAAAACGAAUCUAUGCUAGUUUUAAGAUGUGCCGCGAUAUGUAUAUUCAACAACUUCUUAACUAUUUUCUUUUUUUGGAGGUGGGUGAUGAUGUCAAACAAGUCCACAAGAACACAAAAAGAACAGACAUUGGGAAACAGCAAAUGUUUUGACUUGAUUUAAAGGGACAGUUCAAGCAUAAAUUAAGAUUCUGUCAUCAUUUACUCAACCUCAUUUUACAUUUCAAAGAAUUUGGAUGUUAUACCUCAAGUGAAGGAUAAACAGGCUUUGUGAGAGUUUUGAGUUACAGGUUCCAUUGACACUGAAGGGGCAUCAGAGGAAAGAUGAGUUUUUUCUAUUCCUAUACUAUUGUGUUUUUUAUGACAACUUCAGGUUGCCACUGUAAAUCUCUUAGAAGCACAGGUUUUAGCUUUGGGGAGCUGGGUCAAGAGGGUUGCAAGGCUUCCUUAAAGGAGACCUAUUAUGCCCCCUUUUUACAAGAUGUAAUAUAAGUAUCAGGUGUCCCCAGAAUGUGUCUGUGAAGUUUCAGCUCAAAAUACCCCACGGAUCAUUUAUUAUACCAUGUUAUAAAUGCUUCUUUUUGGGUGGAAUCAAAAACACGCUGUUUUCUUGUGUGUCACUUUAAAUGCAAAUGAGUUGCUGCUCCCCGCCCCCUUCCCGGAACAGGGCUGUGCCUUUACAGCUGGUGCUUCGGAUACUAUAGCAACAACAAAUCAGAACCAAUAUGACUGACACCAUAAAUACCAGUGUUUUUCAGCCAUUUAGCAUCGAUGGAUGAGCAACACAAAAAUAUACUGUAAUGACGUUAGCUAUGCGCUAUAACGAGACAUGACAUUUUAGGGGGUUGUCUUGCAUAAUGCGAUUUGCAAACAUUCACAAAAUAUAAAGUGUGAUACUUACAUCUUCAGGAUAUAAAGCUGGAACACGAACAGUUGGUACUGAUCCAUGCUUGAGAAUCAAAUAUUUAGAAAAGCCUGCUUUAUAUUGACCCUCAUUCACAAAGCAGUCCGGUGUAAAAUGAUUUGCUCAAACAUACACAAAUUUUGGUAUGUUUUGGGGAACACUUUCUUCAAAAACAAAACUUGUCCACUGCGUCUUCAGUGGCUCUGAUGCCAGGAGUACAUGAAGACACUUAUGUUCACUUUUACAGCCUACAACAGAACACGUAUUACGCUUAUGAAGCUGAGACAUUAUUCUUCUCAAUGUAGCUGCUCCAGCGCGGAAAAAAAUGGCGGACUGUGUGUUGAUCACUCAGGGGAGGAUCUAUGAUUAUAGGGUGGAGUCCGUCACCAGUCGUGGGCGUGGCCUGCUCUAAAGUGAGGUCACUUUGGAGCAGAUACCAAAACCAGUCAUUUUGAAACACUGUUUUUGAUUAAUAAAAAUAUAAGAAAGAUGAGUGGGUGGACUUUUAACAUUGUAAGGUGGUUGUGUACACAUUUAUGUUCAAACACCAUGUAAAAGUGAAUUUUGCAUAAUAGGUCCCCUUUAAAGGAAAAGUGCAAUGACAUACAGUAUAUUGUGUGGGUGAAGCUCAAUCAAAGGCAUUUCUGGCAUUAUGUUGAUUACCUAAAAAAAAUAUUUAGAAUUGUCCAUCCUUUAAAAAACAAAGAAAAAAAAUCAAGGUUACAGUGAGGCACUUACAAUGGAAGUGAAUGGGGCCAAUCUUUGGGGGGUUUAAAGGCAGAAAUGUGAAGCUUAUGAUUUUAUAGAAGCACUAACAUUAAUUCUUCUGUUAAAACUCAUAAAUUAUUUGAGCUGUAAAGUUGUUUAAAUCAUUUAAUGGGAUUACAUAGUUUACAGCGUUACUAUGUCGCCAUGUCAAGGAAGUUGGAAAAAUUGGACAACUGUACAGAGAAAAGGUUAGUAAGUGAUUUUAUCACUAAAAUCAUGUUAGCACGCAUAUUUUUUAUGUCUUGUGGCUAUACUUUUGAGUAUUUUAACAUUUAUGGAUUGCCCCUUUCAAUUUUAGUGCCUAAUUUUUAACCCCAAUUAUUCCUUUUUUUUUUUUUUUUUUUUACAGAAAAGGAACAAGUCAAAAUUAAUUUUUGUGGUCAUCAACAUUAUGCAGCAAAUGCUGUCGAUUGAGCUUAACUUGUAUUGAACCCGGAAUAUUCCUUUAAAUCUUUUAUGAAGGUUUUUCUUGAUGCCAGUAUCUUUUACUCUUUUAGUUAUUAUAAAGAAAACUCUGUAAGGACUCUAGUUGUACCUCCCUAAUUUUAAUUAUGGUCAUAUGGAUAUCAUUGUGUUAAACACAAUAAAAGCUUCCAGCAUAGCAUAUUUUUAUGAAUUGACAAUUGAGGGCCUUGUUGUUAGGGUUGUUACUGCAUGAUUUGGCUCUCUUCCUGUGCUUACCGUUUCUUGCUUUUUAUUGCAUUUAUUUUAUCAUACCACAGGAGCGUUAAAAUCAUAAUUUGUGCUCAAAAUAUUAGAUCUUAUCUGCUUCUGUAAGGCACAUUCUGUAUGUGAAAUUCCUGUGUAUGGCUCUGAAAUAUGUAAAAUAAUGUGAAUUCUGAUUUUGUUUUUAUAUAUUUAAACAACACCUGCAAAUUUCUAUAUUAAAUCAAAAAAAUGUGAUU
Molecule: messenger RNA, 4789 nt
Organism: Myxocyprinus asiaticus (Chinese sucker)
Lineage: Eukaryota; Metazoa; Chordata; Actinopteri; Cypriniformes; Catostomidae
Product: ectonucleoside triphosphate diphosphohydrolase 1-like
Exons: 10
Coding region: 242-1744 (500 amino acids)
Biological process (GO): nucleoside diphosphate catabolic process
Cellular component (GO): plasma membrane
Molecular function (GO): UDP phosphatase activity; GDP phosphatase activity
Source: RefSeq, a predicted model, not a curated record